AUGCAUCGAUCAGCAGCGAGAUGCAGAGCAUGUCGUUUUUCCUUCCUAGAUGCAUUUACUUCUCUCGUUGGCAUUUCAAUCCCAGCCCAAGCAUCCCGACCUCGACCUCGACUCCCUCAGCCUCGAAUCCAACCAUGCCAAAGAUUCAGCGCCUUCUCGCUGCUGAGACAAUCCUCUCUCCGAUCCACAGAUGAACCACCCCCGCAAUCUUCAAUCCCUUGGUAUUUGCAAAUCGAGGAGCCUACGCCUCCGGCUCCAAUCUCUCCCAUCCUCGCUCUACAAGAAAUCCCCCCUCUCCCUCCUAACUCACCUGCCAUCCUAUCCUCGGUCCUCGAACAUCUCUCAACGCAGAUCGGACUCGACAACCUGGUCCUCUUGGACCUGCGCCACCUCGACCCUCCACCUGCAUUGGGCGCGAAUUUACUCAUGAUCAUCGGCACGGCGCGCAGUGUCAAACAUUUAAAUGUCUCCGCAGAUCGAUUCUGUCGCUGGGUGCGGAAGGCAUACAAGCUCCGACCAUACGCGGAUGGACUACUGGGACGCAACGAGUUGAAGUUAAAACUGAGACGCAAAGCCAGGAAGCUGGCCCUUGCGCAGAGCGUAGGAAAUACGGUCGCCACACGGAAUGUAGACGAUGGAAUAACUACGGGGUGGAUCUGUGUGAAUAUGGGACCCGUCAACGAAGCAGCUUUGCCAGAGGCACAGAGAGAGGCGAAGAUUUCUCGCGAAGAAGAAAGACAGGCUAUUUCCGACGAAGAUAGGGCAGAGGACGAAGAGGAAUACGAGAACCCGGACGACGAUUAUGUUGGGUUCGGUAGCCGGACGAAUUCACCCCGGAUUGUGGUACAGAUGUUCACAGAAGACAAGCGACUUGAGAUGGACCUGGAAGGACUUUGGGAUGUGCGAAACACCAGGCGAGCAAAACGGGACAAAAAGGCCAAUGUCGAAGCAACGGAAGCGGUGGAGAGGAAGAAGCUUCGCGAACAGCAGGACGUGGUUGAUGCCGAAGACGAGGCUGAAGCCAGCAUUGAAAAUAGGUCGGAGGCGCCCAACCGAUUCGAUGAAGCUCGCCCGUUGGGUUCCAACUAA
Messenger RNA from Rhinocladiella mackenziei CBS 650.93, 1089 nucleotides. RefSeq lists its product as uncharacterized. Gene Ontology annotation, biological process: mitochondrial proton-transporting ATP synthase complex assembly; mitochondrial gene expression; mRNA stabilization. NCBI's taxonomy places the organism in Eukaryota, Fungi, Ascomycota, Eurotiomycetes, Chaetothyriales, Herpotrichiellaceae. The record is from RefSeq and is a predicted model, not a curated record. Bases 1 to 1089 code for a protein of 362 amino acids. The transcript has a single exon. Gene Ontology annotation, cellular component: mitochondrion.